CAAAUAAAAAUCAAACGAAAUAAAAACCCUAGCAGCCACAUUCAUUACUUUCCCUCUCUUAACUCUCUCUCUCUCUCUCUCCUCUCUUUCGUUCUACCUAAUUCUCUAACCUCUCCACUCCCUCCCUGUUUCAAAUUCAGGCUUUGAUUUUCAAUCUCUAAUGUUGAAUUGAGUCUGUUUAUUCAAAUCGGAGUUUUACGGUUAUAUAGCGAUGGGGAAAGUGACGCCGAAGGAGAGAAAUUGGAAGGUUGGAAAAGGGAGAAAAAAAUUGAAGAGCUCAGGGAACAAGUAUUUGAAACCUGGAACUCUUGCUCAGCUUCGGUGUAACAAGUCUUUAGGUUCGGGAUCGGGUGUUGGUAGGGUUUGCAAUGAAAUUGAGAAGAAAAUUGAGGCGGUUUUGUUUAAGGAGAAGAGUGAGGUUAAUGACGGUAAAGUAUUUGAUAAAAGUCCUCUUAUGCUUUCGCCAGUUAAUUUGGUUAAACAGAGUGGUUUGCUGGGGACGCCGAAAACACCGAGAAUUGAACAGUGUCAAUCAGAAUCAAGGCUUGAGUCUCUUCCCAUUGAUUUGUUGGUAAAAAUACUAUGCCACCUGCACCAUGACCAACUGAGAGCUGUUUUCCAUGUUUCGCAAAGAAUUAGAAAAGCAGUUAUUGUUGCAAGGCAGUUUCACUUCAAUUAUACUACCCCAGAUCGCUCUCGGCAAGAGAUGAUAAGUACAAUGACUCCCCGUCCAUCUGAGCAUUGGCCUUUUAUGUGCAGGGGUGAUGGGAAGGGAGUGAGGAUUCCUAGCCCACAUACACCUAAAGCACCUCGUCAUGGGCCUCGACCUCCUUCUCGCCUAAAAGUUUCAGAGAUGCGACAGGUUACAGCUGUUCUUUUCAAGGAAACAGCUUUCCCUUCUCGUUGCUUGGUGCCAUCAGUUAUACAAAAACCCCAAUGCAAAUCAUUGGCUUCUAAUAGAGUUCUUUUCUGUGAAGAAGAUUUAUGCAAGGCAGUUGCUCAGAAUAAACUUCUCUGAAGUGAUUCUGUUUAAUUUUUUUUCUCUUUACUGUGUAUAGUUCUUUUUUGGUCUCAAGUAAUGGUAGCAUAGUAAAGGUGCGAUUUUGUAGUCUGUUUUGGUGCGCAGUUUAGCUGGUGUGGAUAUUUCUGAUGUCCAAAUAGGUGUGUGGAGGGUUGGCGAUGGAUGUGGAGGGAAUAAUAUUAUUAUAAUUUUACUUGUAUAUUUUUGUAUUGAGACAAUUUGCGAGUUUAAUUUUAGAGACAUUUGAAGGAUAUUUUACAUUA
Molecule: messenger RNA, 1284 nt
Organism: Cicer arietinum (chickpea)
Lineage: Eukaryota; Viridiplantae; Streptophyta; Magnoliopsida; Fabales; Fabaceae
Product: F-box protein At4g35930
Molecular function (GO): protein binding
Source: RefSeq, a predicted model, not a curated record